UGCCCAAGAUAGUGCGGCUCGGCCUCCCUCCAUCUGAUUGGCUAUGAACCCGGCAGUAAAUAUCACGUGACGUGGAGCAGUCAGCUGAUCCUUCGCGGACAUCUUUAGUCACGACUGCGGGGAUUAAUUCAUUCCUCCUUCUCGACGGUUUUCAGGUCGAAGCGGAUCUCUGACGGACUGCGGCCAUCAUGGCGCUCAGCGAUGCCGACGUGCAGAAACAGAUCAAACACAUGAUGGCCUUCAUCGAGCAGGAGGCCAACGAGAAGGCGGAGGAAAUCGAUGCCAAGGCGGAGGAGGAGUUCAACAUCGAGAAGGGGCGGCUGGUGCAGACGCAGAGGCUGAAGAUCAUGGAGUACUACGAGAAGAAGGAGAAGCAGAUCGAGCAGCAGAAGAAAAUUCAGAUGUCCAACCUGAUGAACCAGGCCCGGCUGAAGGUGCUGAAGGCUCGCGACGACAUGAUCGCGGAAAUGCUGAACGAUGCGCGUCAGCGGCUCUGCAACAUCGCCAAAGACCAGUCCAGGUAUGCAGCGCUGAUGGACGGCCUGCUGCUCCAGGGUUUCUAUCAGCUCCUGGAGACCAAAGUGACGGUGCGCUGCCGGAAACAGGACGUGCAGCUGGUCCAGGCCUCCAUCCAGAGGAACAUUCCCAUCUACAAAGCAGCGGUGAAGAACAACCUGGAAGUACGCAUCGACCAGGAGAACUUCCUGUCUCCUGACGUGUCCGGGGGUAUCGAGCUCUACAACGGUGACGGCAAGAUCAAGGUGUCCAACACUCUGGAGAGCCGACUGGACCUCAUGGCUCAGCAGAUGAUGCCCGACAUCCGAGUCUCCCUCUUUGGUGCCAACCCCAACCGCAAGUUCAUGGACUGAGCAGUGCCGCCGUGACUCCGCCUCCUUUUUUUGUUUUGUUUGUCAUAUGAAGGACGUCGUCCAUCUUGUCUGUAAACAAGGGUGAAGCGCUUGUUUUGUGGUGCAGUGAUUUGUGUAUCUCUCCGUGAGUAGAGGGCGCUGUCCGUCAGCGGCGCCGUUGACAGUGGGGUUCAUGCAAGAGUGUGAAGAGUCCCACCGCCUGAGAGCAGCACAAGUGCAGCCUGAAGAGUUGAUGUGUCGAUGUUUCCCCGCCUGCCUGAGAGUGUGCGACCGUCCCAGUGCUGUGUGUAAAUGAGGGUUAAAUUAUCUCUGUGUGUGUGUGUGUGGAAGCUGAUUUUGUUCUCUCCAUCGUCUCCAACUGUUCCAUUGUGGAAACGUAAUAAAGUGUAAUCUAAUGAG
Molecule: messenger RNA, 1268 nt
Organism: Synchiropus splendidus (mandarinfish)
Lineage: Eukaryota; Metazoa; Chordata; Actinopteri; Syngnathiformes; Callionymidae
Gene: atp6v1e1b
Product: ATPase H+ transporting V1 subunit E1b
Exons: 10
Coding region: 189-869 (226 amino acids)
Biological process (GO): proton transmembrane transport
Cellular component (GO): proton-transporting two-sector ATPase complex, catalytic domain
Molecular function (GO): proton-transporting ATPase activity, rotational mechanism
Source: RefSeq, a predicted model, not a curated record